AUGGGCGCCGCCUUAUGCACUUGCGGCAGCCGCGACGACCACGGCUUCAGCCGCCUCCGCCUCAAUGGUCUCCAAGCGACUCGCGCGCCUGCUGCCGUCGUGAGCUCCUACGGCGUCUUCCCACACGCGAGUGCCCGCCACAAACCGCAGCAGCAGCAGCAGCAGCAGCUUGUGGACCACGACUCGCUGCUGCUCCGUCGGGGCGAGACGUACGCGCUGUCGGACGACGACGACAACGCCAUCGAGGGGAUGGGCAACAGCUACAGCCGACGGUACGGAACUGCCCAGGCGUAUGCGAACGCGUUCCGAGCCAAGCUGCAGGAGCCCCCUCUAAGUCCCCACAGUAAAUUCACGCUCUUGAGCUCUCGCUACAGCAGUGGCAGCCCCACGGAGAGCAGUCGAGGGGGCGACUCGGGGUGUACCUAUGACGAGAGUGCGAGUGCCGGAGUCGCUGGUCGAAAGAAAGGACGACGACAGCAGGCGCACUUAACGAUGAUGGACGAUGUGGUGAGUGUGGACCACACUAUGUUCGACCUCACUCAGGACCCGGUGGAAGAUGACGAUUGCGUCACAGAAGACGAGUGGAAACAGCGCGCGAACCCAUUGGUGACGAUCAUUGUCCCGCCAGGCCCGUGUGGCCUCGUGCUGCAACUGGACCGCGAGGAGUUGGGCGCGCCUGUCGUGGACGGGUUCGUCCGUCACUACGACGGCAAGAAGAGCACGAUCGAGAACAGUCGACUCGUGCAGAAGGGCAGCGUCUUGUGUGCGAUCAACGACGUGGACGUGACGCGCAUGCCGCUGAAAGAGGUGGUCCGGACGCUCAACGUGUCGUCGCAUCUCGAGCGGACGUUCACGUUUCGCAAUCGGUUCCGGCACCGCAAUGUCAUGUGA
This is a messenger RNA of Peronospora matthiolae, 891 nucleotides long. The record is from the annotation of a GenBank genome assembly. Lineage: Eukaryota; Oomycota; Peronosporomycetes; Peronosporales; Peronosporaceae.